AUGAAUCUGUCCACCAUCGACGAGGACGUCCUGCUCCUCAUCAUCUCACUUCUCCGAUCAUACGAUGCCCUGUCUUUAUCCGAGACCAGCCGCCACUUCCAUGCCGUCGCACUGCCGCGGGCACUCUCCUCCGUCACUCUGAUAAACCAUCAGCAACUCACUGCUUUCUGCACAUACAUGCUUAGUGGCUCGUCGGCUCGCAUGCGUUUUUUGAAAAGUCUCUCGGUCACUUUGGGAGACGGGAAUUUCACUAACGCGCACCUCCUUGCGGACCUGCUGGAGCAUGCUCAGAGUCUUACCUCGAUCACCGUCCGCAAUGCGGUGAGUUUCAUGCAGAGCGAACCGCGCAUCGGCGAUGCACUCGCCGCGCUCGAAGGAAUUAACGACAUCGAGCUAACGGCGGUCGAAAGUACCGUGCAUGAGAUGCUCUCUAAGUUCCGUAGCAAGCCGCGCAAAGUCUCACUUACCGGCCGCGAUUUUCCCUUGCGUCUAUCUCACCUGCCUCUGCAAAAUGCAGAGUACCUCGAGGUCAGUUGUGCUAUCAUUGAGGACGACAUGCCGUCAGGAGGAUGCUAUGCAGGUCCGCAAUGGCUGGCAUGUCGAUACAUUGCUCUUAAUUUGGUCCAGAUACCUUCGAUCGUCUUCAUGCAUGCAUUUCCCAACCUCGAGCACCUGCACUGCUUCGCUACCAAUGUCUCCUCGCCAGCCACACGCACCGUGCAUAGUUCACAGAACUUCCGGCACAUUGUGCGCCCCAUCCAUUGUGUAACCCUGAGGCUCUUAUGUACGAACCACAUGCCUCCCGAAGCAGAGAUUGAGCGAGCGCUUUGCGUUUUGCGAUAUGUCCGACCCGCAGUACUAUAUCUUGUCAUCCAUCUCGUACCGCCUGCACUUCUGUGGCAGCGCAUUGUCGAGCUGUCUCCGCAGCUUCAGUAUCUCACUUUGAAGUUGUAUCUGAGAAUGGAUAUUUCGGACUGGCUGGCUACCAUACUUCCGCUCCUCGCCCCACUGGACGUGCUCUGUAUCCGUGUCUCUCUCAUGGAGCAGCAGGAGCAGCACCAAGAUGAGCUGCGAGUCGCACUUGCACAAUAUAUGUCCUCAUUGCGCUAUCUCGCAAUAAAUUGCCUAAGCCUGGAUGAUCCCUUGGGCAAAGUGUAUGCGUGGUGGAGAAUUGAGGGAUCUGGCGCGGAGCAGCGGGUGGUGGAGAUGCCGCGGGAGGUUGGCGACGCCCUCUGGCGUGCUGCCGCAUGA
Messenger RNA from Sparassis crispa, 1251 nucleotides. RefSeq lists its product as hypothetical. NCBI's taxonomy places the organism in Eukaryota, Fungi, Basidiomycota, Agaricomycetes, Polyporales, Sparassidaceae. The coding region runs from base 1 to 1251 and encodes 416 amino acids. The record is from RefSeq and is a predicted model, not a curated record. The transcript has 2 exons.